Chaetomium strumarium is the source of this 1083-nucleotide messenger RNA. Its product is annotated as ERV/ALR sulfhydryl oxidase domain-containing protein. The transcript has 3 exons. Gene Ontology annotation, cellular component: mitochondrion. The record is from RefSeq and is a predicted model, not a curated record. The coding region runs from base 171 to 713 and encodes 180 amino acids. NCBI's taxonomy places the organism in Eukaryota, Fungi, Ascomycota, Sordariomycetes, Sordariales, Chaetomiaceae. Gene Ontology annotation, molecular function: flavin adenine dinucleotide binding; flavin-dependent sulfhydryl oxidase activity.
GUCCGAGAAUUGCCGGUUGGAAGCUUUGUUGGAGGAUCACGGAUGGGCUCCUGUUGUUAUUGCUAAUACUACUACUUUGUAUGAGAUGCAGUGGCCUAUACAUAGAUACGAAGGUACUACCUAGUCUAUUUCAGAGACACAGCUUCUUUCUCAUUCGUUAGUGCAUCCCGAUGGCAGAAGAGAAGCCAGCAGAGCAGCCGGCCAACGCUCCAGUCGCGGUUACUGGAACGAGCACUGAGCCGCUAAAGAAGUUUCCGAAGGGUGUGGUCCUCGGAAAGGAUGGGAAGCCCUGUCGCUCCUGCACCUCCUUCGCAGCCUGGGCCUCGCAAACCAAGUCUUCCCUCAAAGCCGCAGCACCCGCGAUGCCACCAAAAGACUGCCCACCAGACGUCGAAACACUAGGUCGCAGUACCUGGACACUCCUUCACUCGAUCGCGGCGACCUACCCGUCUACGCCGACUCCGAAAGAGCAGACCGACCUGAAGAGCUUCAUGCGCCUCUUCUCAAAGCUGUACCCGUGCUGGGUGUGCGCCGAAGAUUUUCAGAAGUACAUGGAGAGGCAGGACGUGAAAACCGCGAGCCGGGACGAAUUCGGAAACUGGCUGUGCGAGGCGCACAACGAGGUGAACAGAAAGCUGGGCAAGCCGACAUUUGACUGUAAGAGGUGGGAGGAAAGAUGGAGGACGGGGUGGAAGGACGGAAGUUGCGAUUGAGAGGUGGUCAAAGGGCGGUCUGUUUUCAAUCUUGAAUUAUGGGACGUUGGAUGAGACGGAGUUCGGCGUGGGGGUUCCAGCGUGGUUAUUCGGGCAUAGCGACGGAAAUAGACGGGAUCUAGACCGAGCCCAAAAUCAGCUCCACACAUAACACCAGCGGCCGAUGCCUGAACUUCGACAAACUUUGGGCACCGUCCAGCUGGUCUUGGCAAUAAGCAGCACCCGGUAGGGCCCGGCUUAGACUCGGAUGGUCCCGCCAGUCGGGCCGGCAGUGGACUUGCAUGACAUCACCGACUCGUAAACGAGAAACAUCGGCCCAUCAUCUUGCAUACAAUGCGCACAACGAUCUAGUACGGCAUAACCGGCAGGA